UCCUAUCCGAAAUUGACACGUCUCCCUCCUUACGUACGUACCUACCUACCUACUUUAUCGUGCUUCAUGCUUGUGUAGCGUGUCGGUAAUGAUUUUUCCAAUUCAAAUGUAUUAAAAAUUUAACAUGGGUGGACAAAAAUUUGAAUAUGAUGAAAGUGGAUCAACUUUCUUUUACUUUGUUCUAUCUUUCCUGGCUCUCAUAUUAGUUCCUGCCACGUUUUAUUAUUGGCCCAGGAAAAAGAAAGAAGAUCCCACAAAGUUAGCCGAAAGAUGUCAAUGUCCAAAUUGCGUAAAUAAACAAAUUAUCAUAGAACAAUCACAACCUUACAAGAGUGUUAAGAAUUUUUUUACUAAAUUGGCAAUCAUAUCAGGAUGGGUUUUACUUGGGUUCUUGGCUUACAAGGUGUCACAAUUUGAUUAUGAAAUGUCCAACUUUGAUCCCUAUGAGAUUUUGGGACUGCCUCCUGGGUCUACACAAGCAGAAAUCAAGAAAUCAUACCGUAAACAAUCUCUUAUACUCCACCCUGACAAGGAAACUGGUGAUGAAAAGGCAUUCAUGAAGCUAACUAAGGCUUAUCAAGCACUAACGGAUGAUGAGGCAAGGCGUAAUUGGGAGAAAUAUGGCAAUCCAGAUGGUCCAGGAGCUAUGAGUUUUGGAAUAGCACUGCCUAGUUGGAUAGUUGAAAAAGAAAAUAGUGUUUGGGUUCUGGGACUCUAUGCUCUUGUGUUUAUGGUGGCUUUACCAACAGCUGUUGGUACAUGGUGGUACCGUUCAAUCAGAUUCUCUGGGGAACAAGUUUUGUUAGAUACAACACAAAUGUAUUUCUACUUCUGUCACAAGACACCAUCAAUGCCACUGAAAAGAGCCCUUAUGAUCCUUGCUGCAUCUUGUGAAUUUGAUAAGAGACAUAAUUCCGAAAUCAUAGAAAGAGUAACUGAUAAUGAAGAAGUUCCUAUGUUAUUACGUGAACUGCCAAACUUGGGUGAAAAGAAUAAGGAACAGCCGCUGUGUCGUCCAUACAGCAUCAAGGCUCGUGCGUUGCUGCACGCUCACUUGUCCCGCAUGCGCCUGCCUGUUGAUACGCUCGAGUGCGACCGGCGCUACAUAGUAUCGCGCUGUCCUGAUCUCAUUGUGGAAAUGGUUAACUGCGUCAACCAACUUAUCGCCCUCGCUUAUGCAAGAAGAAUACCCCGCUUACCAACAAUAGAAACUAUUGAGAACUGCAUGAAGUUGUCUCCCAUGAUAGUGCAAGGGCUUUGGGAGUUCAAAUCGCCUCUUCUUCAGCUGCCAUACAUCACAGAGGACCAUCUCAAAUACUUUACUAACCGCAAGAAACAUAUUAAAUCAUUGUUACAACUUGCACAACUCCCCGGCGAAGAGAGGCGACAAGUUUUGAGGUUUCUAAACGAUAAACAGUAUGAUGAUGUCAUGAAGGUUCUAGGAAAUAUGCCCUACAUUCAUUUCCAAGUUAAUACAGAAGUGAUUGACGACGAGAACUCAACCGUGGUGACUGCUGGCGCUAUUGUGACUGUAACGGUAUUCUUACGGCGAACCAAUAUGAAAGAGCUGUUUGGAGACACAACUAUUAAAGAGAAAAAUAUCAAAGAGGACGAAGAAGGCGGUGGUGAAAAUGGCGAAAAAAUAGAAAAUGACAAAAACGAUAAGAACGACAAAAAGGAAACGUUUAAAAGGCCUGUGUGGAUGAAACAAGCGAAACGACACGCUCCCGCUAAAAAAACAAAGAAGACAGUCGCGAGCAAACAACAAACCAAGGCCGCGCCGCCGUCCGCCACGCCGCCGCCGCCCGCCAACGACAAAAAACCCAAGGAACCAAAGAAAAAGGACGACGACGGCUCGGAAUCAGAAAUGGGCAGUUCAGACGAGAUGGCGUCGAACAGCUCCGGGUCAGAGGACGAGUCGCGCGACAAGUCGUCGGCGGCGGACGACGACGACGACCAGUGGGACAAAUUCCAGAAACGGAUACAGAAGCGCGAACGGCUCGAGGGACGUUCUAAGAGCUCGCACCCCGUACACUGUCCAUACUUCCCACAGGAGAAGCAGGAGUACUGGUGGUGCUACAUCUGCGACCGUAAGUCGCACACGCUGCUGACGGCGCCGGCGCACGUGACGGCGCUGGUGGCGGCGCACGAGCUGCAGCUGCGGUUCACGGCGCCGCGCUGGCCCGGCCUCUACACGCUCGCCUGCUGUCUGCGAUCUGAUUCUUAUAUUGGUAUGGAUCAGCAACAAGACAUGAAACUGGACGUGAAGGAAGCGGCCGCCGUCCCUUCUGAACAUCCGCAAUGGGAUCUUAGUGAUUCUGAUACUGAUAAUAAUGAUCAGGGUGGCAACGAAAGUGAAUUCACAACAGACGACGAGGUAGAAGUAGACUAACAGAAGAAAACUAAGUUAUUUUUAUAGAGUUUAUUAUCAAGGUGCAUGUGGAGUCUGUCGUGCAGUCAGAGAGCGAGCGAGAAUAUAUUAUUUUAUAUUCUAACAAA
This is a messenger RNA of Manduca sexta (tobacco hornworm), 2499 nucleotides long. RefSeq names its product translocation protein SEC63 homolog (gene Sec63). The record is from RefSeq and is a predicted model, not a curated record. The transcript is spliced from 12 exons. The coding region runs from base 125 to 2392 and encodes 755 amino acids. Gene Ontology annotation, molecular function: transmembrane protein transporter activity; RNA binding. Gene Ontology annotation, cellular component: Sec62/Sec63 complex. Lineage: Eukaryota; Metazoa; Arthropoda; Insecta; Lepidoptera; Sphingidae. Gene Ontology annotation, biological process: post-translational protein targeting to endoplasmic reticulum membrane; SRP-dependent cotranslational protein targeting to membrane.